Molecule: messenger RNA, 480 nt
Organism: Gekko japonicus
Lineage: Eukaryota; Metazoa; Chordata; Lepidosauria; Squamata; Gekkonidae
Product: forkhead box protein L1-like
Exons: 1
Coding region: 1-480 (159 amino acids)
Biological process (GO): regulation of transcription by RNA polymerase II; cell differentiation; anatomical structure morphogenesis
Molecular function (GO): RNA polymerase II cis-regulatory region sequence-specific DNA binding; DNA-binding transcription factor activity, RNA polymerase II-specific
Source: RefSeq, a predicted model, not a curated record
AUGCAGGUUCCACGAACGGAAGGCAAUGAAAAGGGGAAAGGAAACUACUGGAGCUUCGCGUCAGGUUGCGAGUCCAUGCUGGACCUCUUUGAAAAUGGGAAUUAUAGGAGGAGGCGACGAAGGAGGAACGUGAAGCGAGAAGCCAGGGGGAAAAGGUCAGCUGGGGAGCAGAACGCUUUCCCUGCGUUUUCCUCGGUGGAUUCUGGCUUAUCCGGCACGUCUUGUUCUUCCGUUGAGAACGUGGAACCUCGGCCCAAAGCACUGGAGCCCGGCGAGUUUUUUCCAAGCACUGCUGCCAGCCGAGAGAGUCUAAACACUUCCUCGGUAGGAAAAUCUGACUCCGAAAUUAAAUUUAGCAUUGAUUACAUUCUGUCGGCCCCAGAUCCUCUGCCUGCGCUGAGGUCUCCGUAUCACGCGCAAGACAACAAACUCCCUUUCUUGGAUUCUCCGCACAUCAGCCUCCAGUUUUGGACAAUGUAA